Punica granatum (pomegranate) is the source of this 1109-nucleotide messenger RNA. Lineage: Eukaryota; Viridiplantae; Streptophyta; Magnoliopsida; Myrtales; Lythraceae. The record is from RefSeq and is a predicted model, not a curated record.
UCCCAUUGGCGGAGCACGUCGCCGUUGCAUAGACUCGGCCCACUGUAUAACAUAGUCCUCGUCUCUCUCUCUCCCCUCCUCGGCCUCCUUCCUCCUCAAGCUUCGCAGGUCGGAGAUCUUUAAGGACUUCCAUCCUCAGCUUGGCGGCUCCUCAUCCCCAUACUCACUUCCCCUAUCUACCUCAAGGUGCGAGCUUAGGUUCCUCGUCUCUUCUUUGAAUCGCUCCCGUCUUCUGCGAGAGCUAUUUGAUAAAAUAGAAAGGAAAAAGGCGUGAUGGUGAAGGCAUAUAAGCAAGAGCAUGUUUACAAGCAUCCCUGGGAAAUCGUAACAUCCGCCUCUUGGCGCAAGUUUGCCGACCCCGAGAACAAGCGGACUCUAUCCCACGUACUCGAGGUUGACACAUUGAACCACAAGCUCGAUUCGGAAUUGGGGAAGCUCUAUACAACACGUGCCAUCACCAUACAUGCUCCUGGACCAUGGUUUGUCCGCAAGAUUGUGGGCCAAGAUAUAUGCCACUGCGUUGAAUCAACUGUGGUAGAUGCGCAGUCUAAGUCAAUGCAGCUCACGACUCGAAACGUCAGCCUCCAGAAGUUCAUAGAGGUGGAGGAGAGAAUCAGGUAUGAUCCUCAUCCUGAUGAUCCUGCUCGGUGGACGGUCUGCAGGCAAGAGACUAGCAUCCGCAUCAAACCGCUCUCGGCACUGGCUUCAAUGGCUGAGAAGGUGGAGCAGAGAUGCGCCGAGAGGUUCCUGCAGAACAGUGUGAAGGGUAGGGAGGUAAUGGAGAGAAUCUGCAAGUAUCUCGAAGCGGAGUCGAGGGGAAUAGCAUUUUGACUUUCCUGGAGUCUUUUUGGCCUUUGAUACCAUAGCUUUCGGGGCUUACAUGGCCUUUCGAACAUUAGAGAAUAACAGAAAAGUUAGUAUCUGUGCCGCAAGGUUUCCAUCCAUCUGGACUUCAAAUGUGAUGUUGUAAGAAAGAUUAUAAGUUAGAAGCUGUGAUGUUUAUUAUUGCUGUUCUCGUCUUGACUAAUAAAUAGGACGAUGAGCUGCUUGCCCCAUCUUUUCUUUCUGGAAAUGGUAGAUGCAAGUGCGAUCAGUUUGCACUCUUUCGA